AAGCCACUUUGGUGGCCUGUGGCAGGCGUGUUUGCCACAAUUACAUUACAGGCAUUUGGCAGACGCUCUUUCCGGUUUGUUUGGCCCAUUGGCAGCACUUCAAAUGGGAAUCCUAAAAUCCUUUACAAACUAAAAAAAAAAAAAAAAAAAACACUUAAUGUAGAUGUCUUCAAGCCAUGAUGUGGAGUAUGCAAACCCUGGUAUGUAGCUAAUUCAAAGUCAUGUGGAGAGGGGACAAUAGGAUGCCAAGAAGUUUGGUAUACUAAACUAAUCAAUAUCAGUAAAACGGUCUUCAGUCUGGAUGCCCUUUUGUUUAAUGUGUAUGUUGUGUGUAAAUAGUGGGAAAAUGUGUCUUAACACCAAAAAAUCAUGGUUGAAUGGAGGAUAGGCACAAUCUUGUUUUCCAAGGCAGCCGGUCAAACAAUCAGCGCCAUUUUGGAUUUCCCCAGAGAAUAUUUUAAAUAGGUGUAUAAUGGGUGGCAAGUGAAAGACCAGGCAGGACGUAUAAACAAUGUAAUUUUGUAUUACAUUAGUUCCUUUUAAUCCAACGUUUCUCUGUAUCCUGUAAACGCCAGAAUAUUUGGCUGUGUUCUACAAUAUGAAUCAUUGGUAGAAAUUAAAUUCUUUGACCAUCUGUACUUGUCUCUGUUGCUGGACCACUACAGGUAUGUUUCUGCAUACACAUAAAAAUAUAGUGUUAAAAAGCACCUAGUUCAAUACAUUCAUAUGCAUUCAGUUAUUAUGCCUGAAAACAUCUUUAUUAUCAAGAUAUGAGUAUGAUAUUCAAAGUAAAUAAGUACAAGGUAUGUUUUUCCAUUGUGCAAAGUGAUGAAAGCAACGGGGAAAGCAAGUUUAUCCUGAAACAAAAAAAAAAUUCUCCUACUAAACUGCCAUAAUUGUGAUGUACGUGACAUUCUGUAUAGCAACUCAUUUUAAUGUGUUAAUAAUUAACAAUGACGUUCUGUAACUCGCCUCACACGAAGGAGUCCAGAAUGCAAAGGAGGAAGCAAAACCAAUAUUAAUAAUUUUGUAGACAGAAUUUGAGCUAUUCAGUCACACAACCUGAUCCUGUGUGAAACAACCGCCGCUUUAAUGUCUUUUCAUGCGUACAUGCAGCACUGGAAAGCUUGUUUAUCCAUUUUCUCUGACAAAAUAUCGGAAUAAAGGAACAACCCACAGAUUACCCUCGCACAGGACAGAAGACAAGAAAGAAUAGAUGAGACAGUCCAUGGUCCAUUUGUAUUGAGAUUAUAAGAUGUCCAGCUCUUUCUCAACAGCCAAUGGAGUGGUGGUCAUUACCCAGGUCUACCCACGGGAUUCUGGCACUGCUGUAACCACUCCCUGCACUAUCCCCAAAGCUUCCUCUGUGCUGGACAAGUUUCUGAAAGUCGAGCCUAAGGCACUUGGGACUGUACAAAUAAUGAUCGGUGUGGUGGAGAUAUUAUUUGGCAUCAGCAUGCAUGCAUACAUUUCCAUAUAUGGUGACUUAAAGGCUACCAUUACUGGGAUCACUUUCUGGGGAGCACUUAUUUACAUUUCCUCAGGAGCUCUGAGUGUUGCCGCUAACAACAAACUCAACAAAUGCCUGGUUAAAGGAGCACUUGGUAUUAACAUCUUUAGCACCAUUACUUCUGGCAUUGCUAUCAUCCUUAACUGCCUGGACAUUGCUCUUGAAAGAAGUUAUUACUACAGCAAUGUUUACUUCAACUUCUCGCAUUGCAUAUGUGAGCCUACAUUUCAGAUCGAGUCACAUUGGAUGACAGGAGUGCUGUUAGUGUUCUCCAUCCUGGAGUUUAUCAUCUCCAUCUGUGUGUCAGCAUUCGCCUGUGGGGCAGUGUGUGACUGUACCCCUGAGGAAGUCGUAAUCAUGCAACAUCCAAGCACUGAAGGCAAUACUGCCCCACCAGAAAAUCUACAGCUGUCCAUUUCAACACAAGCAUAUGAGGCAUAUGAGACAAUAUCCCCCAGCAUGGCUCAAAACCAGCCUGAUGUCUUCAUCAAGAGUCAACAGAAUCCUCUGGAAUAUGUCACAGUCCCCCCAUGAGACAAAGAUCAGAUUGAGUACUGUUAUCAAUUGACGUUCAUAUGGUUCGUCUUUUCGCAAAACUUUAUUAGUGUUGAGUUGCCUAUACUCUAGAUAUCCUGUAUCCCCAAUACUUUAAUCACUGAUAUUGCAUAUAUUUUUUCAAAAAAGGAAUAUGCAAUUAGACAGUUUUUGAUCAGAAUCAUGUGCAUUACAAAAUAUCUUUUAAACAAAGCAGCACUUCCAUAUAAAUCAAGAACACCCAGUAAGUUCUACGUUAUGAAUGAAUGGCUUGAGCCACUAAAGAAAUAUAUGAUUAAUUCAAAUGACAUACAUGCAGGGUCAAUAUGAUUUUCUACCUUCCAUACCUUUACAAUGUAAAUCUUGCUAUAUUAUGCACAAAUCUCCAGCAGGUCCAAUGAUACCAUUUCCUUGCAUGUUUAUGUUUACUCAUAGAAUCAGACUGGGAGACUUUAUUGUCAGCAUUUAUUGUGUCGAGACAGACUUGAUCCCUUUACAGAUAUGAACUGGGGAAUCAGUGGUGGAGUAAGUGAAAAAUAGUUUCUUUGUUAUUCUGUAGCUACUGUAUUUCCUGAUUUAAUCAUUAUAGUGUGUUAUUCAUCUUUAGAGUAGAUAUCAACUAACUUUUGUUAGUUGAUAUCCUAGUUGAUAACCUUUAUGUUUUGGCAAACAAAACAGGCAUUGAGGCCCAACUUGUAUUUCCUACCAGCAAUGUUUUAAUCAUAAUGUUGAGCUGUGCAUCUUUAGAGUACAUAUUAACUAACUUUUAUGGCUUCAUUAUGUUCCUUUUUUGUUUGUUCUGCCUUUUCCUUACUAAACCUAAACAAUAAAACCUGUGUUGGAUUAAUAAGGACCUUGUGCUACAUGCAUGAGGUGCUUUUAAACAAGCCUCACCUGUUUAAGAGCAGAUCUACUCAUAGUGAUUCUGUAAAUACUGAUCCCGCUAACACAGAGACUUUACUUACAAGUGUGACAACAAAGAAUCUCCUUAGCAGUUUUCCACUGUGAGGCAAAAUUUGCCUGGAGUUCUGCAGUACCUGUACAAAGUUCAGGAAUAGAGAAAUCUAACACACUUUGCAUUUCUCUCUUGAAUCAUCUUAUGGAAACCAGUGACUUGUGUUUUUUUUUUUAUAGCUGCUUAAUAAUAUACUGUACUACCUAUACUAAUAAUAUGAUGACUACUCUAUUCUUUUUUUAGAUUCUUAUUCUUAUUAUUGUUUUGCUCCAAUUUAUCAACACAAGAAUGUGUGUUGCAUUUAAAGCCUUAAUCUAUUUUCCAUAAGGGAAUAAAAUCACUUUCACUGCA
Molecule: messenger RNA, 3350 nt
Organism: Anguilla anguilla (European eel)
Lineage: Eukaryota; Metazoa; Chordata; Actinopteri; Anguilliformes; Anguillidae
Product: membrane-spanning 4-domains subfamily A member 4A-like
Exons: 9
Coding region: 1256-2044 (262 amino acids)
Cellular component (GO): membrane
Source: RefSeq, a predicted model, not a curated record